Molecule: messenger RNA, 823 nt
Organism: Cydia pomonella (codling moth)
Lineage: Eukaryota; Metazoa; Arthropoda; Insecta; Lepidoptera; Tortricidae
Product: transmembrane protein 50A-like
Exons: 4
Coding region: 134-622 (162 amino acids)
Biological process (GO): protein targeting to vacuole; late endosome to vacuole transport via multivesicular body sorting pathway
Source: RefSeq, a predicted model, not a curated record
AUGUCACUUGCCUUGCCAUUUGCCAAUAGAUUAAGUUCAGCAAGAAGUUAAGAUUUGUCAUAAUUAUUUACUAUUUCUACUUAAGUAUUGAUAUUACAUUUCUAAAUUAAUACGACGAAAUCAAGAAAUAAUCAUGAACUGCUUCGAGAACGUGACUGUACCAAAUUGCGUGUGGUUUGAAGGAGGAGAAAGGCGCAAUAUUUUUGCGUCGAUGGCUGCAGGUUUUCUGUUCUUUACAGGAUGGUGGUUUAUAAUUGACUCAGCGUCUAAGUACCCCAGUGACCUACCAAGUGCAGCACAUGUCUGCGGAGUGAUGGCUACUAUAUCUUUGAUUAUGAUUAACUCUGUUUCGAAUGCUCAGGUCCGGGGAGAGACGUACACCGGGGGCUGUAUGGGGCCGCGUGGCGCGAGGCUCUGGCUCUUCAUGGGCUUCGUCGUGGGUUUCGCGUCACUGAUUGCUGCCUGCUGGAUACUGUUUGCCAAUUAUGUUAACACUGGUAAACCAGGCUCAGAUGCGACCAAAAACACUUGGGCCGGGGUGAGCCUGUUCCUCCAGAACGCAUUCAUUUUCGCUGGUUCGCUGGUCUUCAAGUUCGGCCGCGCCGAGGACCUGUGGGGCUAAACCUAGCAAGUAAACCCUUGAUAUAUCAAGUCCGCUAAUAAGUAUGUGUGCCUUUAGAAAACGAAUACCAUACAAUGGGGUGACCGCAAUGACUUUGUGUCAGCUUCCAAAGAUAUGUAAAAAUACUAUUAUAAUACCAACUCUUUUGUAGCCCAGAUUAAUAUUUGUAACGAUUUCUAUAAAUAAAUCAUCUCAACAUCA